Gracilinanus agilis (Agile Gracile Mouse Opossum) is the source of this 387-nucleotide messenger RNA. Its product is annotated as S-phase kinase-associated protein 1-like. Bases 43 to 387 code for a protein of 114 amino acids. Gene Ontology annotation, biological process: SCF-dependent proteasomal ubiquitin-dependent protein catabolic process. The transcript has a single exon. Gene Ontology annotation, cellular component: nucleus; cytoplasm. Lineage: Eukaryota; Metazoa; Chordata; Mammalia; Didelphimorphia; Didelphidae. Gene Ontology annotation, molecular function: cullin family protein binding. The record is from RefSeq and is a predicted model, not a curated record.
GUUGAUGUUGAAAUUGCAAAACAGUCUGUAACUAUCAAGACCAUGUUGGAAGAUCUGGGAAUGGAUGAUGAAGGGGGUGAUGAUCCAGUUCCUCUGCCAAAUGUUAAUGCAGCGAUAUUAAAAAAGGUAAUUCAGUGGUGCACCCACCACAAGGAUGAUCCUCCUCCUCCUGAGGAUGAUGAGAACAAAGAGAAGCGAACAGAUGAUAUUCCCGUUUGGGACCAAGAAUUCCUGAAAGUUGACAAAGGAACCCUUUUUGAACUUAUUCUGGCUGCAAACUACUUAGACAUUAAAGGUUUGCUUGAUGUCACAUGCAAGACUGUUGCAAAUAUGAUCAAGGGGAAAACUCCAGAAGAGAUUCCCAAAACAUUCAAUUAUCAAGAAUGA